Molecule: messenger RNA, 930 nt
Organism: Mycena indigotica
Lineage: Eukaryota; Fungi; Basidiomycota; Agaricomycetes; Agaricales; Mycenaceae
Exons: 9
Coding region: 1-930 (309 amino acids)
Biological process (GO): transcription elongation by RNA polymerase I; regulation of mRNA 3'-end processing; transcription antitermination
Cellular component (GO): nucleus
Molecular function (GO): RNA polymerase II transcription regulatory region sequence-specific DNA binding; zinc ion binding
Source: RefSeq, a predicted model, not a curated record
AUGAAGCUGGUUCGGACUUUCGCCUUGACGUUCGCAGAACUGCUUGUAACGAAUACCCCGGCUCUAGCCCGCUACCUAAAGAGUAUGUCUGAGUUGAAAAAACUGGUCAAACAAUUACAACAAGCUACCACCGAAGACAUGGUUUCAAUACUUCAGCUUCUCAAAAAAGACUUUAAAGUAAACGAAGCCAUUCUCAGGGAGAGCAAGGCUGGGUUGGCUGUAGGCAAACUCCGCACCCAUCAAACCAAAGAAGUCGCCGAGUUAGCCAAGGAACUUGUCAAGCAAUGGAAAGCGGAUGUUGAUGCAGCGAAAGUCGCGACAAAGCCAACGGUUCUUCCGGUGGAUAGCACUGUCCGGAAACAGUCUAUCGUGUCAAACGGCUCUGAAACGCCAAACGGUCGUACAAUGAAGACAGACGGGCUACGUCCGCCAUUCACUGGCGACCGCACACGCGACAGGUGUAUCGAGCUCGUUUACGAUGCUUUAGCAACGGAUUGUGGUGCAUCCUCCGAAACUCUUCUCGCUAAAUCAAAGGCCAUAGAAGCCGCCGUCUUCAUGGACAUUGGUAGUGUUGGUAACCCGUACUCAACCAAGAUGCGGUCCUUGUUUGUCAAUCUCAAGGACAAGAACAAUCCCAGCUUACGGGAAUCAGUUGCAAGUGGAGAAAUCACAGCUGAAAAAUUUAUAAAAAUGUCAAGUCAGGACAUGGCAUCCGAUGACCGCAAAAAAGCCAAUGAAGUUAUCAAGAAGCAAAACCUACACAAUGCGCUGGGUGCAGAAGAGCCCGAAGCCGAGACGACCGCCUUCCAGUGUUCCAAGUGCAAGCAGCGCCGAUGCCGUUACCGACAAGCACAAACUCGCAGUGCUGAUGAGCCAAUGACGACUUUUGUAACCUGUGUAAACUGCAACCACAGGUGGAAGUUUUCAUAG